This is a messenger RNA of Penicillium mononematosum, 1968 nucleotides long. RefSeq lists its product as uncharacterized. The record is from RefSeq and is a predicted model, not a curated record. The transcript is spliced from 5 exons. Bases 1 to 1968 code for a protein of 655 amino acids. NCBI's taxonomy places the organism in Eukaryota, Fungi, Ascomycota, Eurotiomycetes, Eurotiales, Aspergillaceae.
AUGGGCGCCUCCAUAUCUUCCUCUUUGAGGACUGGGCCGCUCUUCUUUCUUGGUAUUCUCUGCUUAUGCGCUAUUGAUAGCGCACUUGGAGAGGAUACCUCUUUCUACAAAUCGAGACCCGACAUAUACCCGCCCGUCUUCAAUGUCGAAAAGUCCAAUCCAGACAAGCUCAGCCCGGGCUACAUCUUCAUCACACCAUACGAACUACAGAACCCCGGCCCAUACAUUUACGACAACACAGGGGAAUUAGUAUGGAGCGGCUGGGGUAUUUCGGGGCCAGGCAACGCCCAUGGCCUCCACGUGUGUAAGUAUAAGGGCGCGGAUCACCUAUGUUUCUUCCAGGGCAACCAGCAAAAAGGAUACUGUCGCGGGCAUGGUAUCAUCAUGGAUAAAAACUACCGAGUCGUGCGAUCAGUUCAGCCGGGUGGAGGAAUGGCCUCGAGCGACAUGCACGAAUUUCGUCCCAUCAACGAUGGCAAAACCGCUCUCAUGACCAUCUACCAGCAACGGCAAUUCGACAUGACACCGUGGAACGUCAAAACUGGGGUAGGGUGGAUUAUGGAGAGUGUUUUCCAGGAGGUGGAGGUGGAAACCAACAAGGUCCUGUUUGAAUGGCGGUCUCUCGAUCAUGUUGAUCCAUCGUCGAGCUAUACAUGGCCGGCUCAUACGGACACUUCUGGAACGGGAUUGAACGUGCAUGAGCCUUGGGAUUACUUCCAUAUCAACUCCAUCGACAAGAAUGCUGCCGGUGACUAUCUGAUUUCGUCGCGGCAUACUUUGGCCGUCUACAAGAUCUCCGGUACGGAUGGCUCGGUGAUGUGGAGGCUUCACGGCGCGCAGCCCUCUUUCCGGAAUAUCAAUUUCAGCUUCUCGCAACAGCAUGACGCCCGGUGGUUGUAUGAGAAUGCUACGCACACCUUUCUCUCACUUUACAACAAUGGCUAUAACGGCUUCAACAAGACCCAUACCUAUUCAGCGGGCAUGAUCAUCAUGAUCGACCACGAGGAAAAAAACGGCCCUUCAGAUCCGCAAUUACGUCCCAAUCCAACACGACCUAGUGAGCUCCAGCCAGGGAAACCUUCAAAUGCUCCCCUAACAGAAAUGCCUUCAUCGGAUGGGGAAAUAACCCACACCGUGAUGAACUACCGCGCAAUGAAGUUCGAAUGGGACGGUGUACCAACAGACUCACCUGCUCUAUGGACAUACUCCCGAAGCGCGGAACGAUUAUCCCCUACCAGCUUCUAUGUCAGUUGGAAUGGUGCAACUCGCGUCAACAAAUGGCGAUUUUGGGGAGCGAUGAACAUGACCGGACCUUGGACCUUGCUGGACGAGGUUUCCAAAACCGGCUUCGAGACAGAAUACACCAACUCCAGUUUCUACCUUUGGGCUAAGGCCGAAGCGGUGGACCGCGAGGGCAUUGUGCUGGGAGAGUCCGAGACCAAGUAUACCUUUGUGCCCUCGUCCGAGCUGAGCGAAUUCUGCGCCGACUCUACCUGUUUCGAUGCACAAGGAUAUGGAUAUCCCGGUGAAGAGGCAGCCGUCCCUUUCAUUCCGCCAGUAGGUGUCAACACCGUGCCGUGGAUUGACCCCAACAACCCGGGCUCCAAUAUUUGGACACAUCCCUCGAGCUAUCCCAGUCCUUCCGGUACUCCGAAUUACUCGGACGGGUGGGACAUUGGCCGUCUACUCGCCUGGGGCACCGUUCUCCUCGUGGUGAUCCCGCUCUUCGCGGGAGCCUUCCUCGGACAUCGAUACUAUACCAGGCAUUCGUUAAAUCAAUCGGAGGAUCAGGAGUCCUCUGGGUUGAUGAAUGAGAUGGCUGAGCGGAAGCACCCUCCCUUACAGGCCACCGAUCUCCCCUGGUGGAAUUGGCGGCGAUGGUUCAGCGAGGACGAAGCAACUUCCUAUCUCCCGCUCGGUGAGCGGCGUCUAUACAGUCACAGGCGCUCUCGUUCGCGCAACGAAUAG